UGUUGCGGCCAUAAGAACGUUUAUGUCAGAGGAGAAAUAGCCUAUGCAUAGCAUACACUGUUAAAAUGGACCUCCAGCAGAAGAUUCGUAGUUGGGGCUGGAUUUAUCCCACUGCAAUCCUCUGUUUGUACGGGUUCUUUGCCAACUGUAGGCCAGCGGAACCUUUUUUGACUCCGUAUCUGGUGGGCCCCAAGAACAUCUCAGAGGAAGUGGUGACCAACUACCUCUUCCCCAUCUGGACCUACUCCUACUUGGCUCUGCUCUGCCCAGUGUUCAUCCUGACAGACCUACUGCGCUACAAGCCUCUGAUCAUGCUGCAAGGUGCUGCGCUGGUCUGCAACUAUUGCCUGCUGUGCUUCUCAGACAGCCUGGCGGCCAUGACAGCGCUGCAGUUCACCUACGCUGUGGUGACCUCCACCGAGGUGGCCUACUUCUCGUCAAUCUACUGCCUGGUCCCUCCUGAGCGCUUCCAGCAGGCCACUGGCUACCUCCGUGCCGCCAUGCUCACUGGGUACACUUUUGGUGCCACCCUCAGCCAGCUGCUGGUGUCCCUUGUGGGCACCAGUCUGUUCCACAUCAAUGCCAUUACACUGGGCACAGUGAGCGUCUCUUUACUGGUGUCCCUGGCCAUACCCAUGCCCCAGCGAGGGAUGUUCUUCAAGGGGGCAGAGGCGGAGGAAGACGACCAGGAGAGGGAGGCUGAGGAAAAGGCGUCAGGAAGAGAAGUGGAGAAGAGAGGCUGUUGCCUCGGCAGCUUGGUGGCAGGAUGGAAGGUGGCCAAACAGAUCAAGGCAGCCAUUUGGGAGGCAUACAGCUCAGGCCAAGUGGUCUGCUGGUCCCUGUGGUGGGCGUUAGCUUCGUCUGCCUACACACAGGUGUUCAACUACGUGCAGCUGAUGUGGGACCAUGUGGAGCCGUCCAGCACAACGGCCAUCUACAACGGCGGGGUGGAGGCCGUCUGCACUCUAGUAGGUGCGGCAGCAGCUUUCGGGGUGGGGCACGUCCGCGUGUCGUGGAGCCGGUGGGGGGAGCUGUGUCUGGGCGUGUUCUCGGCGGUGGGGGCCGGAGCCGUGUUCCUGAUGGCGUUCGCCAGCAACAUCUGGCUGUGCUACGCCGGCUACGUGAUCUUCAAGGCGUCCUACAUGCUGCUCAUCACCAUCACGACUUUCCAGAUUGCUGCCAACCUGUCCAUGGAGUGCUACGCUCUGACCUUUGGCAUCAACACCCUUGUCGCUCUCAUCCUGCAGACUUUAAUCACGCUGAUUGUUGUGGACGAGAACGUUCUGGGAUUGGAUAUUGUUACACAGUUCAUCGUCUAUGGGAGCUACUACACUGCCAUCUCCACAGUGUUUUUCAUCAGAGGACUAUACACUGCCUGCAGGCAUCACAGCAGACCCUCACAAGAGGCCUUGCCCUCUCAGAGGCUGUGA
Molecule: messenger RNA, 1430 nt
Organism: Sardina pilchardus (European sardine)
Lineage: Eukaryota; Metazoa; Chordata; Actinopteri; Clupeiformes; Clupeidae
Gene: slc19a3b
Product: solute carrier family 19 member 3b
Exons: 7
Coding region: 66-1430 (454 amino acids)
Biological process (GO): vitamin transport; transmembrane transport
Cellular component (GO): plasma membrane
Molecular function (GO): vitamin transmembrane transporter activity
Source: RefSeq, a predicted model, not a curated record